Messenger RNA from Penicillium lagena, 633 nucleotides. RefSeq names its product YbhB/YbcL family Raf kinase inhibitor-like protein. The coding region runs from base 1 to 633 and encodes 210 amino acids. The record is from RefSeq and is a predicted model, not a curated record. The transcript has a single exon. NCBI's taxonomy places the organism in Eukaryota, Fungi, Ascomycota, Eurotiomycetes, Eurotiales, Aspergillaceae.
AUGCCCAUUCUCGAGUACCUGCAGUUUGCCAUCGGCCGACUGCUCUACCCCAUUCGCGCCCAUGAUUCGCGCCAGCUGAUCUACUGGCCCGCAUUCCAGCACCUGCCCGAGCCGAACAUGACUCUCGAGUCCGAUUGUGGUCCCUCCGGCUCCAGCCUGCCUCUGCGCUGCAGUAUGAUCGCAAAGGACCGGAGCGGUGCUUUACCGGAGCUGCACUGGAGCGCCCCAGAGUCUACGGAACCCGUCAAGGAAUACAUGUUGGUCUGCGAAGAUAUCGACAUUCCCAUUCCGUUCAUGGUCAUUCACCACGGUCUGUUCUGGGCCAUUCCCGCACCUGUGACUGCCGCCAUGCCAGAAGAUGUCCAGCCACACGAAGAUGCCGAUCAAACUCAUCGGACCAAAGCCGGCUGGCGUUUCCUUCCCAACAUCAUGAGUAAACCCUACAUCGGUGCAGGCGCUCCGUUGGGCCACGGAAGUCACCGCUAUGUGUUUACCAUCAUCGCUCUCAAUACUGCACUGGAAAUGGAUGCCCCCGAAAAGGUGACCAAGCAGGAGAUCAAGCAGGCUAUGGAGGGCAAGAUAAUCGGCUGGGGCCAGUGGACGGGCGUCUUCGAGCGGCCCUGGCCCACCUAG